Messenger RNA from Hevea brasiliensis (rubber tree), 894 nucleotides. RefSeq names its product chaperone protein dnaJ 72. The transcript is spliced from 3 exons. NCBI's taxonomy places the organism in Eukaryota, Viridiplantae, Streptophyta, Magnoliopsida, Malpighiales, Euphorbiaceae. The coding region runs from base 159 to 698 and encodes 179 amino acids. The record is from RefSeq and is a predicted model, not a curated record.
CCAAAAAAAAGAAAAAAAAGAAAAAAAACUUAGAAGGAAUGGGAGUCGAAAGUGCCGCGACUCCCCCUUCAAUCCGUAAAGCAAGGUUCUUCGAUUUGAGCUACUUCAUUGUUCAUUCCAUCGAUCGAAACGAUCGAUGAUUUAUUAAGAAGAAGAUAAUGGAUUACUACAAGAUAUUGGAGUUGAACAAGAACGCAACCAAAGAGGAAAUCAAAGAAGCCUACAAGAGAUUGGCUCUCAAAUAUCACCCUGACAAGCAUUCCCAAUCUCCUCAACUGGUCAGAGAAAACGCUACCCUCCGUUUCAAACAACUCUCCGAGGCCUACCAAAUCCUCGCUGAUGACCGGAAACGUGCCGAUUAUAACAUUCGCUCCUCCUCCUCCUCAUUCUCCUCUGGUUAUAAUAAUCAUAGACAUGCUCAUGGUUAUGGCUACGGUUAUGGCUACAAUUACCAUUCUUAUCAGAGCCAGAAUAGAAAAGCCGAUGGUGGUUUUGUCUCCAAGUUCGAUGUUGCACUUCGCUACUUAACCACUCGUGCUUUUCUUCUCAAUCUUGCCUUUGCUGGUGCUUUAAUUGGCGGGAUGGUGAUAAUAGAUAAGAGCAGGGAGGCACUGUGGAAAAUGCACAAUUCUGGGAAAUCAUUUGAAGAAGCCAUGGAUUCCAUUGAAAAGGCUAAGGCCAAUAGACAUGAUGUGUAAGAGUAUUGUUUAUAUUCCAUGUUAUAUUGCAUUGAUAGAGCUCAUGUUGAAGAAUGUCUUCAACUAAGAGAAUAUAUAUAUAUAUAUAUCCUCACUUCGUCGUAGAGAUCUUUUUUUUUACUAUAUAUGUAAAUUACAGUCUAUUGCAGGCUACAAUUUAUAUGGAAAUAGGAUAUCCUAGUUAUUUUUCUUUUAA